AUGUUUCGUCAGUGCAUUACGUUGGCGGUACUGGGGUGUGUAUUAGCUGCGCCGCAACAUCAGUACCAAACGCAACCUCAACAGGAUCAAGGCAUCCCUCCACAUCUAUUAAGGGAGUACAUUGGCGCCCAACAGCCAGGGCAAGCUCAGACUCAGAUCAUCGCACGCCCAGCACAUCUCGGCGGUGGACCAGCACAAGUUCCAGCAAGAAUUCCGUACCAAGUGCAAGCCGAAAACCAAUACCAACCCCGUCCUCAGUACCAGCCGCAGCCUCAACCCCAGCCCCAGCAGCAAUACCGCCAGCAAUAUGCACAAGAGGCUCCCCAGCGCACUCCCGAAGAUUAUGAUCCUAACCCAUCUUACCAAUUCGGCUUCGACGUGAACGAUGACCAGUACACCAACUACCAAAACCGCAAAGAGCAGAGGGACGGUGACGUCAUCAAGGGCUCUUACUCUGUUGUCGACAGCGACGGUUUUAUAAGGACAGUCACCUACACUGCUGACCCUAAAGAAGGCUUUAAGGCUGAGGUUUCCCGACAACCGACCGACAUUGUGGUGAAAAUACCGACACCAAAGCCACAGACUCUGCAACCCCAGAUCUCUCACGGCCAACAACAAUAUCAACCUCAGCAGCAACUUCAGCACCAACCUCAGCAGCAACCUCACCAACAAGCUCCACAGUAUUACCAGCGUUAUGAGCAAUAG
Messenger RNA from Parnassius apollo (apollo), 705 nucleotides. The record is from the annotation of a GenBank genome assembly. Lineage: Eukaryota; Metazoa; Arthropoda; Insecta; Lepidoptera; Papilionidae.